AAGCUCUAUCGGGGCGCGUCGUCGGCGGUCCCGCCAGUGCGAUAUCGCCUCUCGGCUAACGCGGAGGUAUCGCUGCUGGACACUCGUAUGGCGGUGCUCGCUCGAGAACGCGCGGGUGUACUCCGCGUAAACGCGCGCUGCGGAAACGCGUAAGUGUGCCUCCGCGAAGGAAGAAGAGGUCGAAGUGUCACGCAGACGAGGAGACAGGAAACGGAGGUGGAAUAAAUAAACGAGAGUAUGUCACAAUCAUGAUUCAAGUUGAAAACGAUCCAGAAGAGAGUUCAGCAGCUCGGCUGUCCUGUAUACACUGUAUACAACGGUGACAGAGCUGUACACGUAUAAAUCAGCAUGGAUAUACAGAAGAAAUUUCUGUGCCCCCGACUGGUGGAUUAUCUCGCCAUUGUAGGGGCCAGGAUGCCUGCUGCCUCUCGUCAGCCCGUACAGGUCCCGGAGUUAUUACGCAGAUAUCCUGUGGAGGAUCACAAGGACUUUCCUCUGCCUCUGGACAUGGUGUACUUCUGCCAACCAGAAGGUUGCAGCAGCGUGGGACCAAAACGCACGGCCUUGCGAGAGGCGACAUCGUUCACUUUCACCCUCACCGACAAAGAUUCAGGAAAAACGCGUUACGGGAUCUGCGUGAAUUUUUAUCGACCUACGGAAAGAGCGGGGCUUGCGGCUGGCGGGGGAAUUGCGAUGAAGAGAGAGAAGUACAACACCACGUUUCGAAGGGAAAGCUGGAGGAAGAGCAUGGAAAGAAGCACGGACUCCGCUUUUUCUAGCGACUAUAGGAGCAGUGCAGUAGGUCCUAGUGAUUCUGAAAGAGAUUGCCCCAGCAGUAGAAGAGACUCGGACACCCCGCAGGUUCCCCAUGCUCCAAGACUGGACAUUAUUGCACCGAGUGGAGACAGCGAGAGCGGCGGCAGUCAUUCCCCAUCGCCACGUGCUUCUCGAAGACGUCAAAGAGUUCGCAAUUAUUCUUUGACUUCGCUGUGCAUCAUAUCGCAUCAUCCGUUUUUCACGAUGUUUCGGGAGUGUCUUUUCGUUCUGAAGAAAAUCAUUGACGCGUGCAAUGAAAGUUUCUCGCCGCAAAAAGUGGGAGCUUCCCGGCAAACGAACAGCACCUCUCGUUACAGAGAUACAGUGUGGAGCGUUUUGACGGGCCAAGCUCUGGGAGACACGCCGUCUAUCGUGCUUCAUGACGUUCGUGAAAUCGAAACGUGGAUAUUGCGUUUGCUGAGCAGCCCCGUGCCCGUCCCAACAAAAACGCGCGUUGAAAUUGAAAUAAUAUCGCCAAACCUGCAACCCCCACUGUGUUUCGCUCUGCCGGACCAUACGAGGUUCACCCUGGUCGAUUUUCCUCUGCAUCUUCCGUUGGAGCUACUAGGCGUCGAUAUAUGUCUGAAAGUCCUCACGCUGAUCCUCUUGGAGAAUAAGAUCGUGCUUCAAUCCCGCGACUACAAUGCCCUGUCGAUGUCCGUUAUGGCAUUCGUUACAAUGAUCUAUCCAUUGGAGUACAUGUUUCCCGCGAUACCUUUGCUACCCACGUGCAUGAGUUGUGCCGAGCAGUUACUGCUUGCGCCGACGCCCUUCGUGAUCGGAAUACCCGCAUCCUUUUUGCUAUACAAGAAGAACUUCAAUAUGCCUGACGAUAUCUGGCUGGUGGACUUGGACAGCAAUAAAAUAACGGCGCCAAGUUCAUUAUGUGACGAUAGUCUGCCACCGCUACCAGAACCAGAAGGCACUAUCUUGAAGAAUCAUCUGAAGCAGGCAAUGCAACUGAUGGAUCAAGUUGGCUCUAGUGCAAUGGCAAGCAUGACGGGUCCUCCAUUACCAUUACAAGACACCUCACCGCGCCUUUCCUUUCAAGCACCGAGUAGGAGAGAAAGCACGGCGUCGCAUCAUUCCACUUUAAGUGUAGCUUCAACGAAGCACAGACCGAGUAUCGAUCAUCACGCACACAUUCAACACACUCCGUUGAACUCGCCGAGCAUGAGCUCGUCGUCGAGUCCGCCGCGUCGGUCAUCGGUGUCUCAGUCGAUCGGGGGAGCUGGAUCAGUAGGACCUAGGACGCCCGGCCAGAGUCCGGCGCCCUUCAACCCUUUCAUCUAUGGGAAUGAUGUGGAUUCCGUGGACAUCGCUACACGGGUGGCCAUGGUGCGGUUCUUCAACUCGCAGAAUUUGCUAGCCAAUUUCACCGAGCACACGCGCACCCUGCGGCUGUAUCCCCGGCCAGUGGUGGCUUUCCAAAUCAACUCAUUCCUUCGUUCGCGGCCCAGAAAGAGCAGUUUCUUGAACAGAUUCGCGCGUACUCAGGCGGUCGAGUUUUUGGCCGAAUGGUCGCUCACGCCGAGUAACGUGGCCUUCCUCCGGGUGCAGACGGGUGUGUUCGACCCCGCGCAAAUCGGCGAUAAGCCACGAUGGUACGCGACCAAUCUCGAACCGAUCUACUUCCCUGUAUGGGACUCCGGCAGUUCGCUGGCAAAUGCUCUGAAGGCGAUGAGAGAGCAUGAAAGUCAACCCACCGACGAGAGCGGCUCCGACUCCGAAGGUGCCGAGAGUACAAGUUCCUCUUAUUCCUCUCUGAGCGAUUUUGUUUCUGAGAUGGCAUCGUCGGAUCUGUCACCGGGUUACAGCUGUCCACAAGUGAGCCAACCCCAAAUGUCGCUUUCGGUGGAUCCGAAGAAUGUCUACAAUCCUCCGAGUUCCUUACAAUAUCCAGGAGUGGAGGAGGAUUCACCAGUACGACCCGAGAGCCCACCGAGUACUUCUUCUAGUCACAGUGAUCUGAGUAGUCCGAGCUUUAACAGGGACUCCGAGCUCGAAUUAAAUCCAAAAGUUCACGAGGGUUCGCAAUCUACUAAUGAUAAAGAGGAGGGUGGUAGCUUUGAGUCAGACUCCGCGUCGACAAUAACACCGCGCACAAUCCUGAGCGCACAAAGUUCGGUAGGACAAUUCACAGGGAUAAGCAUGGGAUCUUUAGGCACUCAAUCUUCGCUCAACGACACUGAACGUCCUGCCACUCCUCACAGGACUUCGCGUAUCAGUAGAUAUGUCACUCCUGUUCCACCCACUGGACCAGGUCUACAACGUCAGCCAAGUGUCGGCAACGUCUUGGCUAGAGCCUCCAGCUUCAACACCGUCGGACCUCUUUUGCCGCGACAGAUAAGCGCUACCGCCGAUCAUCAUCACGAAGUAACGGUGCAGCUUCAGCGCCAGGCAUCGGCGGGAGCAACGGUCACGCAGAAAUCAAGCGACGACAAAACGGUGCAACGACAAAACAGCGGCGGUAGUACCACUGCCACCGGAAAUGGUGUUCUGCGACAGGGCUCGCAAGGCUCGCUGUUCGAGCAGAUCGCCAGCCAGGCAAAGGACUUGGUGCGCGAAACAACUAGGCAGAGCAGUCAAGACGGGUUGCUCGCACACAUGGACAAGCUUAAGCAUCAGGCGAAAGAGAAGAUUACAGAGGCAGGCGAAGACAGCUUAUUUGCGCCGCUAGAGCAAUUGACGCUGCAAACUAAGAAAGCGAUGGGCGAAGCCACCAAGUCCGUGCAGGAGGUGUCGAAGACAGCGUUGGAGGCGAGCAAGACUGCAGCGGGCGUCAGCAAGAAUACAUUGGACGAUCUGACGUAUGUGGGCAAGAGCACAUUAGGUGACCUGACGAAAAGUGCGAAGGAAGUCGCCGCGAAGAAAGGCUUACUCAAGAGUCUCGGAGAGUCGCAACAAUCGCCAGUACACUCUCCAUCGUCUCCCAAUGUAACACAGCCGCGAAAAGAGUCGGUCAGUAAUCAACUGGUCGCAUCGGACACGCGGGGCGGCGUCGGCCGGGAUUUCUUCAGCAAUAUUAGUAGUGAUUUAAACGGUUUCGCUGCGCAGACUAGCAGUAUGUUCAGUGAUUUAUUCGGUAGUAAAAAUAGUUCUAGUCGAGGCAGUAGCUUCUUCCCGCAAAAUCAGAAGUCGAAAGAGAAGAGCAAUCCGAUCCUUGGACCAUUUCCUAAAGUUGCAGCGAAAACGGGAUUGGUAGAGCGUUCCUCGUUGAUAAAACAUUCUACGCAUAAAGUUAAUCAGGAAGAUGCGCAGAGAAUGCAAAACGCGGAACGUUCUAGCACAAAUAGUGACAAUCAAGCCUUUUUGAACGAUGUUGUAACGCAAGUCUUGUCCGGGGAAGGUGUUGGUUGGCUCAAAUUGAACAGAUUGAAGAAGCUGAUGGAAGACGAAAACUAUCGGGAUCUGGUCGUGACGAAACUGAAUAAAGGUCUCAGUAGGAAGAUCAGUCCGGAUGAUCACAUUGACGAUGUGGCCAUAUCGAAACCCGUAUACAAGGGAAUGCUAAAGUGCCUUCAAGCAGUGACGCAUGGUCUCGCGCAUACAUAUAAUAAUUUUGGACUAGGCGGAAUGGCUUCUGUCUUCCAACUGAUGGAAAUCGCUCACACGCACUAUUGGAGCAAAGAUCUAUCCGGGGAGGGUGGUUUCGACAGUUCUUUGAUGUCACAGGCGUCCAGCCCAUUCGGUAGUAGGGAAAACUUAAAAUCUCCGCAAUCUCCGAAUCAGCCUGAGUUCACGGAUACCACGCAAAAAACAGAACUGCCGCAAGUGCAUUUGGACACGCCGCAAGGACCACCGACAGCAGACACGGGUCAAUCGACAACGGACAUGUUUCUGGAUAUGUUCACGAAGAAAGGGAAAUUUCUAAGCAAGCUCACUUCAUUUGACUCCGAGAGUGGGCGGGGUGGUGAAACGGGAAGCAGCGAAGCUUUAUCCACAGACGGAGGUAGCAUUAUCACUAAUCCUGCUUUUCGGCAAGCGCACCAAGCUUCCUUCCGAAGCACUGUGUCUGAUAGCGAGGUCGAGCAAGGCAAUUUUCCCCGGCAAGGCAAGCAACGUUCCGGGAGCGUCUGGUCUAGCAAAUCAUCUCUGAGUACCGGAUUCCGAUACCACGGCGGAAGUUUAGUACCCACUACAGCGUUACCGAGUCCGGAAUCCGCGAGAACAUAUCUUUUCGAAGGUCUAUUAGGAAAGGAGAGGUCGCUCCUCUGGGACGAAAUGCAAUUCUGGGAGGAUGCAUUCUUGGAUGCCGUUUCACAAGAACGUGAUAUGAUGGGUAUGGAUCAAGGCCCCGGGGAAAUGGUAGAAAGAUACAAGAGUUUAAGCGAAAGCGAAAGGCGGCGAUUGGAGCACGAGGAAGAUAGACUACUAUGCACUCUCCUGCACAAUCUCACUGCUAUCCUGGUGAUGUUAAAAGUCGACAAGAACGAACUGAAGCGAAAGGUGCGCAGGUUGCUGGGCAAGAGUCACAUCGGCCUCAUCUACAGUCAAGAAUUGAAUCAACUUCUCGACCAAAUAAAUAAUCUCCAUGGAAACGACAUUGAUUUGAAGCCUUUGACGUCACGACAAAUGCACCGACAGUCGUUUACUGUGCAUUCGGGGGUCGACGCCGAGGGUGAGCUGCGGUUCCUCGAGGUUCGCCACGACGGUCUCGUGCUGAGAUCGGUAAAUGGUGUAAUAGUUGAACGCUGGUGGUAUGAACGCGUUGUUAAUAUGACAUAUAGUCCGAAAAACAAGGUUCUAUGCUUAUGGAGGAGGAGCGGCGGCGAUACCGAACUUCAUAAAUAUUACACUAAGAAGUGUAAGGAUGUGUACUACUGCAUAAAAGACGCUAUGGAGAAGGCAGCGGCUCGCGGGCGGGGCACGAACGUGGGCUACGAGCUCGGCGGCGAGUUCCCCGUGCAAGACAUGCGAACGGGCGAGGGUGGGCUCCUGCAGGUUUGCAUGGAAGGCGUCGGUCUCCUCUUCGCAAACAGCAAGUUUCUUGUCCCGUCCAUCGACAUUGCCCCGCGGCUGGGCAAACAGGAUUUCGAGGCCAUCUCCAGAGUUGCCUGCCGCUAUAUAUCGCUGACGUUGCUGCCGCUACUGCUGCUGCUGCUUGCUGCCGCUACUGCCGUUAGGUCUUGCUUAGAAGCUGCAAAUAUGCUGAGAUUGCGACAUGAUAGAAUGAGAUGCAUGUUUUUUGUAAGACUCGAUCAUAUCCGCAAGUGCUUUACUCAAAAGGAUGGAAUCUUUGUUUUGGAAGAAUUCAAUCCUAAAACUAGACAAGUAAUUCAACGUAAAUAUAAGUCACAAAUGGCAUCUGAUAUCUGCUACGCUGUCAUCUGUGUGUUCUCUUACGUGGCUGCCGGAUCGGAGCAACGAAAACAGCAACAGCAUCCGCAACAGCAAUCACAGCAACAGCCACAACAGCCACAACAGCCACAACAGCCACAACAGCCACAACAGUCACAACAGCAACAACAGCCGCAACAGCAGCCGCAAUCGCAGUAUACGCCGCAUCAACAACGUCAGCACUCACACCAGCUUCAGCUUCAACAGCAACAGUUGCAGCAGCAACAGCAAUCUCGGUAUCCCAAUGUAACGUCGCAGACGUACAGAAACCCACAACCCAACAAGGAUCCUCAUCCUCGUCAACACUGACAAAGGCAAAGGCACUCGCUUCCCUUUGUCCACACCAUCCACAGCAAGAAUAGCUGCGCUCCUUACGCCUGUCUACCUUGGGUAUAAACGUGCUAUCUCUUUUUCUCUCUCCAGAAAGUUUAAUUUAAGGAUUAUACUCGAAUAAUGGGCAAGAUAAUGGCGUGACACACGUAUACAUACAUAUACAUUCCGUUUUUCAGAGAAGCUCAGUUCUGUUUCUUCGCGCAUAAUAAAUAUCGCAUGAGCACUCUCUCUUCCUUCCGCAAGUAAAUUUAUUAGCAAAGAAUCGUUGUAAAAAAAACCCAAGAGUACGAAAAGAGUUCUGUCUAUUCUUACCACGUGCUCAUCGAUUGUCCACGCAGAUAUUUAUUCGGAGUCACGUAGCGUUGCGUCGAUGUGAUAGCUAUAAUGGCAUUCUUCUAUUCGUCUUACACGCGGGCGCGCGUGUAUGCGUCUUACCUAAAGCAAUUAAAUACAAUAAAUAUAUUUGUAACUGGCGGCACGAUUUUAUAUGAUUACGCCAUGACACAGAUUGCAAAUGUGAUCGUUCGUGCUUAGAAGGAGCAAAGAUUCAUUUUGGCUCAUCGUAUAGACGGAAUAAGUAAUCGAUUGGUAAAUGCCAAUCUACAAGAUUUCUCGCUAACUCUGGACUGUCGCUGUUGUUCUUAGGUUGAUAUUGGAACUUCGUAACAAUGGAAUGAAAUAAAUUACAACAGGUAGCUCCCUUCGUUUGCUAUCUCGUUCUUUUGCAUUUAUGAUCAAGUCCUGCCAAUGAUUUAUAUUUCAUUUUACUUGAAUGUGAAAUAUUAGCGAAAAAUAUCAUGUGUAGGUAUAGAAAAACAUAAUAUCGCGUAUUCUCUGUCUCAAGUGAAUCAAAGUGGUCAUUAUUUUGUACGGUUUCGACUACAGAAAAGAUAUAUCUCUCUCGAUAAGUCAUCGAGUAUUUUAGGGUACAUGUAAUGUCCCGUAAAAGUGAGAUAGUAUUAUGUAUAAUGUAUUAAAUACAAUUCUGUACAAUAUUCUGAAGCCAAAAUGGUAUCUGCGAAAAACGCUGUGAAAGUUUACACUCUGCGUUUUCCUAUAUGACUGGUACGAACUCGUUAGUUAAACAUAUGUAGCAGAAACUGUAACAGCGACAAGUACGUAAGUAUCAGAAGCGCGAUUGCGAUAUUCGGAAUCGGCAUUAAGUGACGUUUUUUCCACGAGAAUUUUUAUUGUAGCUUUCGUUCUCUUGUAUAUUUUUCGAUAUCCAUUGCGUUAAACGCACGUUAAUUACGUAAAUUAGACGAACGACCAGCCUAGAAGAGAUGUGUAUGUACAUACACUAGUCGCGUACUCAGCGUGAAAUAAACGUCAUACAGAUGUCAGAAGAAAUGAUAUAUUUUCUUGCAACGAGAGAAGCAUAUAGAUAUUUGUAAAAAGGAAUACGAUUUGUAAAUAACAAUCGGCGAUCCAGCAAGCAGUACGAACAGGCGUGAGCCGCCCUUUUUUGUUUCCCUUUAAUACAAUUAUAUAAUAUAUUCGUAGGGCUCAUUUGCUGAGCUAGAAAAAAGUGGAGAAACUCCUAGUGAGAAGGUAUAUUCUCUUCUAAACAACUGAAAGGAAAAACACAUGUACACACACUAUCCUUCGUACCAAAUUUGUCUGCCUAAAUCCCGAUGUUUAGAAGCUCGUCGUCAAUGCCACGUUUUAAACGACACGUCGGCUGACCAUUGUCAUUUCGAAAUAUAUCACGGUUAUGCGAUGAUAGAAAAACCUUACACUCCUAGAAGAGAAAUUAAUACCUCGCAUUGUAUAGUAUUCAUCCAUGUAGACGCCUUAUGCCCAAAAUAUACUUGUAACCAAAUCGA
This is a messenger RNA of Ooceraea biroi (clonal raider ant), 8315 nucleotides long. RefSeq names its product Rab3 GDP-GTP exchange factor (gene Rab3-GEF). Gene Ontology annotation, cellular component: cytosol. The record is from RefSeq and is a predicted model, not a curated record. Gene Ontology annotation, molecular function: guanyl-nucleotide exchange factor activity. Gene Ontology annotation, biological process: regulation of Rab protein signal transduction; regulation of apoptotic process. Lineage: Eukaryota; Metazoa; Arthropoda; Insecta; Hymenoptera; Formicidae.